Loa loa (African eye worm) is the source of this 834-nucleotide messenger RNA. RefSeq names its product DnaJ protein. The coding region runs from base 99 to 728 and encodes 209 amino acids. NCBI's taxonomy places the organism in Eukaryota, Metazoa, Nematoda, Chromadorea, Rhabditida, Onchocercidae. Gene Ontology annotation, molecular function: protein-folding chaperone binding; misfolded protein binding. Gene Ontology annotation, cellular component: endoplasmic reticulum. The record is from RefSeq and is a predicted model, not a curated record. The transcript has 4 exons.
CGUAUGUCGUCCAAUAUCUUUCUAAGCUGACGUUGCGUACACUUUUGAAGAAGGACACGUGAAAUUUGAAUUUUAAUGUUAAUUUAGAGUGCAUUAGAAUGCGGUUGAUAGAUAUCGCAUUCACUGUGCAGUCAUUAAUAUUAUUUGUUGAUGCUGCACAAGAUUAUUACGAGGUAUUAGGUGUUAAACGUGACGCAUCAACAGCACAAAUCAAGAAAGCAUUCCGGAAUUUGGCACUCAAAUAUCAUCCAGAUAGAAAUAGUGAUCCAAAUGCACAUGAGAAAUUUCGGGAAAUUGCGGCAGCAUACGAAAUACUUGCUGAUGAGCAAAAACGACGAAACUAUGAUGCUGGCGGUUGGUCCAAUGAUCAGCAGCAACAGCAUGCGCAGAAUUUUGACUUCGAUGCUUUCAUGCGUGAAUUCCGAGAAAGUAUGAAUAUUCACCAAAGAAGUCAUCAAUAUGCACACUCGAAAGCUCACUGGCAAGGAACUCACGGUCACAGUUUAUUUGAUGAUCUUUGGGAAGGUUUCGAUAUGUUUCCAUCAUUCAGUGGUUUUGGUAGUACCGGAAAUUUCGAUGGAUCUGAUGGAAUAUAUUUCGGAGAUUUCCCUUCAAAUCCAGCUUCAGUAUAUAUGAAAGAAACAAAUCAAGGAGGACAAAGAUGUAAAACGGUGACAAAAAAGACGGGUAAUAUGAUGACCACGCAAACAAUAUGUACUAGCAAUUAGCAUUUGUAUAGUUAUCUAAGAUUUUGUGGACAGAAAUUUGAUUUGUUCAUUUCUAAGUGCAAUGUAUAUAUUUUCAAGCUGGGAUAUUGGCAGUAAACAUUUUUAU